This is a messenger RNA of Carcharodon carcharias (great white shark), 2049 nucleotides long. Its product is annotated as pro-neuregulin-2, membrane-bound isoform-like. The record is from RefSeq and is a predicted model, not a curated record. The transcript has 10 exons. The coding region runs from base 66 to 1841 and encodes 591 amino acids. Gene Ontology annotation, biological process: animal organ development; intracellular signal transduction; nervous system development. Lineage: Eukaryota; Metazoa; Chordata; Chondrichthyes; Lamniformes; Lamnidae. Gene Ontology annotation, molecular function: signaling receptor binding.
UAAGCCACUCUUCGUACAGCAUAGCCUGUUGCGUCUGUGUUAGGAUUAGUUUUUAACUGCACAGAAUGUCUGAAAACAAGAAAAAGGGCAGAGGAAAAAAGAAAGGUGACAAACGUGGUAAAGGCAAGGGGAAAAGAAAAGCUGUUCCUCCAAAGCUGAAAAAACUGAAGAAUCAAACUCUUCUGGAAGGACAAAAGCUUUCCCUGAGAUGUGAGGCAGUAGGAAAUCCCCGACCCACCUAUAAAUGGUUCAAAGAUGGAAGAGAGAUAAAGAAAAACAAAGAAAUCAGGAUAAAAACUGGCAAAAAAAACUCGAGACUUCAGAUAAAUAAACUGAAGGUGGAAGAUGCUGGGGAAUAUACAUGUGAGGCUGAGAAUGCAUUAGGCAAGGACACUUCUAAAACUACCAUUAAUGUGCAAGCUGUUGCUACUACGACACUCUCACCUGAAUCUGGCCAUGCUAGAAGAUGCAAUGAGUCUGAGAAAUCCUACUGUGUCAAUGGCGGUGUAUGUUAUUAUAUUGAUGGUAUUAAUAAACUUUCUUGCAAAUGCCAACCUGGAUUCUUCGGACAAAGAUGUUUGGAGACUGAGCCCUUGAGAACAUAUAAACCUGAUCUAAAAGCUGAGGAACUGUAUCAAAAGAGAGUCUUGACCAUUACUGGCAUUUGUGUUGCACUUCUUGUUGUUGGAAUUGUGUGUGUAGUGGCAUAUUGUAAAACAAAAAAACAAAGAAAGAAAAUGCACAGCCAUUUGAGGCAAAAUCUUUGUGUAGACCAUCAAAACCGAAACCUUGCCAAUGGGCCCAACCAUCCCGGCCCUCUCCCAGAAGAUAUUCAAAUGGUUGAUUACAUUUCAAAAAAUGUUCCAGCCCCUGAACACGUGAGACGACAUGAAACGGAAACUUCAUUUUCUGCAAGCCAGCCGUCGUCCACAUCUCAUCACUCCUCCACAGUUACACACACAUCCAGCCAUAGAAAUGGAGAUCACACGUGGAGCAUAGAGCGGACUGAGAGUGCAACUUCAGAAAUGCAUUCUGGUAUGAUGACAUCAUCAAUAGAAACCAGUAAAUGUAACAGUCCCAUGGAACCACGAGGCAGACUAAGCGCAGUUUGUGGCCACCAUGACACAAGGCAUCCGAUCUUCCAUUGCAGGGACUCAGUGGAUUCUCUCAGAGAUUCACCUCAUAGUGACAGGUAUGUGUCUGCCCUCACAACACCAGCCCGUUUAUCACCUGUUGAUUUGCAUUACUCUCUCCCUUCAUACGCAACUGGUUUUGAGAUGUCUCCACGUGGAUCUACCCAUGCAACAUCAAUGCCUCCAGCAGCGGUUGGUUAUACGGUGGAAGAUGAACAGCCUUUGUUGAGAAGAUACCACAAGUACCAACAAGACAACCAGAGACACAACCCCUACAAGCAGCGCCACAGCUAUCUUCAUGACAGCUUUGGAAGUCUCCCCCCUAGUCCAAUGAGAAUGGUAGAGGAUGAUGAGUACGAGACAACACAAGAGUACAUCCCAGCACUAGAUCGACCAAAGAAAAUGACAAACAGCAGUAGAAGGUGGAGAAAAACAAAACCAAAUGGUCACAUUUCACACAGAGCUGAAUGCGACUGUGACUCAAACUCAGAAAGUUGCUGCUCUGACACUGAUUCUGAUGGUGAGAAAGCAGGAGAGCAUACACCUUUCUUAAGCACUCAGAACCCUCCAGCAGCAAACACAGAAACAGCUUCAGUAUUCCGGUCUUCUGAUAGUAGGACUUACUCAUCCAAUAGACACAAUGUGCGAGAGGACGUACACACCCGAGUAACACGUGUAAAAUCAAAUCAAGACUCAACCCCUGUGUAAAUGCCAUAGAUCUGCAACUGUAAAAAUAUUUUAUUUUAUAUAAUUAUCAAAUAUUCUAAAAUUAAAUUAAACAUUUUAUUUUCAUUUUAGCAAAGUUGUCUUACAGCUAACAGGAAAGUCUUUUAUAGGAAAACAUGUAUUUAUAUGUAAAAUAUGAGUUACAGUUAAAGAUGAUGAUGGUGUGCCAGUUUUUCACAUCAUAAAUAGA